Messenger RNA from Miscanthus lutarioriparius, 1257 nucleotides. The record is from the annotation of a GenBank genome assembly. NCBI's taxonomy places the organism in Eukaryota, Viridiplantae, Streptophyta, Magnoliopsida, Poales, Poaceae.
AUGGUGGCGUCGGCCAAGGGACGGUUCGUGUCCGUGCUCGCGGUGGCGGCGGCGCUCGCGGCCGUGCUCCUCUACCGCGCGCCCUUCUCCAAGAGCUUGGGCGGCGAAGGGUGCAGCCUCCUCCCGCACGACCACUUCUGGAUCGCCAGCGACCGCGUCGUCACGCUCGGCCGCGUCGGCCCCGCCGCAGUGGAGGUCAAAGGAGGGCUCAUCAACGCCAUCGCCGUCGGGGACUACCGGAGCUUCGUGCUCCGCCGGCCGCUCCUGGACUACGGGGACGCCGUCAUCAUGCCCGGCCUCAUCGACGUGCAUGCCCAUCUCGACGAGCCUGGACGUGCCGAGUGGGAGGGCUUCUCCACCGGUACAAGAGCAGCUGCGGCAGGUGGGAUAACGACGUUGGUGGAUAUGCCACUCAACAGCUUCCCGUCAACAGUCUCUGAAGAAACUCUCAAAAUGAAGCUGGAAGCAGCUCAAGAUAAGCUAUAUGUUGAUGUGGGGUUCUGGGGAGGCCUUGUGCCAGAGAACGCCUUCAACCCAAGUGCUUUAGAGAGUCUCCUAAAUGCAGGCGUUUUAGGACUCAAGUCUUUUAUGUGCCCCUCUGGCAUCAACGACUUCCCCAUGACAAAUUCAACUCAUAUCGAGGAUGCUAAACGCAGUGGUGCAAGUUUAUCAAUAGAAACAUGCCCUCAUUACCUGGCAUUUUCAUCUGAAGAAGUUCCAGAUGGAGAUACUCGCUUUAAAUGUUCUCCUCCCAUACGUGAUGACACAAACAGAGAAAAUCUUUGGAAAGCUCUACUUGAUGGACACAUAGACAUGCUAAGUUCAGACCACUCACCAUCAACUCCUGAUCUCAAGCUAAUGGAGGAAGGCAACUUUUUAAGGGCAUGGGGAGGCAUAUCAUCAUUGCAGUUUGUCCUCCCGGUAACAUGGUCAUAUGGGCGAAAGUAUGGCAUUACUCUGAAUCAGCUAGCCUCAUGGUGGAGCGAAAAGCCAGCCAAGCUUGCAGGCCAAAAGAACAAGGGAGCUAUUCUACCAGGAUACCAUGCUGACAUAGUAGUAUGGAAACCCGAAACUGAGUUCCAACUUGAUGACAACCAUGCUAUAUAUCAUAAACAUCAGAAUAUUUCGGCGUAUCUAGGAAAGCAACUUUCUGGUAAGGUCCUGUCAACUUUUGUGAGAGGAAACCUAGUGUUUGCUGAAGACAAGCAUGCAAAUGUUGCUUGUGGUGGAUCCAGAGCUGCCAUUGUUGAUCCGUAG